This is a messenger RNA of Penicillium argentinense, 1023 nucleotides long. RefSeq names its product putative GTPase MTG1. Lineage: Eukaryota; Fungi; Ascomycota; Eurotiomycetes; Eurotiales; Aspergillaceae. Gene Ontology annotation, cellular component: mitochondrion. Gene Ontology annotation, molecular function: GTP binding; GTPase activity. Bases 1 to 1023 code for a protein of 340 amino acids. The transcript is spliced from 2 exons. The record is from RefSeq and is a predicted model, not a curated record.
AUGGCGCAAUUUGUACCGCGAAAAGUAUUUCCCAAUUAUGGGGCAAUCCCAAGAUCCUACUUCUUGGGGCAUCAUCGUGCCGGACUGAGCAAGAUGAAGAACAUGCUCUCAUCGAUUGACUAUGUGGUCGAAUGCCGUGACUACCGUGCUCCGGUCACUUCAAUCAAUCCUAUGUUUGAAGAGGCCCUUGGAAAGACGCGGCGACUGAUCGUCUAUACUAAGAGAGACCUGGGCAGCAUUCCUAGAUCUCCGGAGCAGAAAGUAACAGAAAAGAAAUUACGAAGCUUCGAUUCAAACAGUGCGGUUUUCUUCACUAGCUCAUCCUCUCGCGCCGACGUAUCCCAAAUCAUCAAACACCUCCGAACCGAUGCCGAAGCUCCAGAUAAACUAGUUGGAUGUCGAGUGAUGGUGGUCGGAAUGCCUAAUGUGGGCAAAUCUACUUUGAUCAAUCAUCUUCGAAAUCACGGCGUGGGCAAGGCUAAGGCUUUGAAGACGGGCGGCCAGCCCGGCAUUACGCGCAAGAUUGCAAGUCCCGUGAAGAUUAUCGAACGCGAAAGCGGAUCGCAUACCUAUGUGCUGGAUACACCGGGUGUCUUCAUGCCAUAUGUCCCCGACGCGGAGAAUAUGCUCAAGCUAGCACUAUGCGGUUGCGUCAAAGAUUCUGUCAUUUCGCCCGUCACGCUUGCGGAUUAUUUAUUAUAUCAAAUCAACCUGCAUGAUGCGCAGGCGUAUCAGCGUUGGUCUGAACCUACAAACGAGGUCAUGCCUCUCCUGGACAAUUUUGCGCGAAAGACAGGGCUCCUCGGGAAAGGCGGGGUGCCCAUCAUAGACUCGGCGGCUCUUCACUUCAUCCAAAAAUGGCGACAGGGCGACGUGGGUCGCUUUUUACUUGAUGACCUGGAAGCGGAGCAGCGCCGACGAGACAAUCCGGACGAGACGACAUAUAUGAGCAUGUCCCAGGCAUUGAAGAUUGAGAGGGUCACUCGAAAGAAUAAAUCGGAUGUCAACAACAGCACCGACUAA